Messenger RNA from Leptosomus discolor (cuckoo roller), 1608 nucleotides. Lineage: Eukaryota; Metazoa; Chordata; Aves; Leptosomiformes; Leptosomidae. The record is from RefSeq and is a predicted model, not a curated record.
CAGCAGCAGCUCUUCGGGGUGGACUACAAACCCGUCAUCAGGUGGGAGCAGGUGGUGGAUCUGACAUACUCCCUGCGCCUCGGAGCGAAGCCCAAGCCCAUGGAGCAGGAUGAGGCUGCCGUAGAGAAGCUUCGGUUUGUGCCCCCAACAUGGACUUAUGAAUGUGACGAAGACCUGGUGCAUUUCCUGUAUGAUCACAUUGGGAAGGAGGAUGAGAACUUGGGCAGUGUCAAGCAGUACGUGGACAGCAUAGAUGUCUCGUCCUACACGGAGGACUUCAAUGUGUCAUGCUUGACCGAUAGCCACGCCGACACGUACUGGGAGAGUGAUGGGUCCCAGGGCCAGCACUGGGUGCGGCUCAACAUGAAGAAAGGCACCAUUGUCAAGAAGCUCCUGCUGACAGUCGAUACCACUGAUGAGAACUUCAUGCCCAAGCGUGUUGCUGUGUACGGGGGCGAGGGGGACAAUCUGAAGAAACUGAACGAUGUUGGCAUUGAUGAGAGCUACAUUGGGGAUGUGUGCGUCCUUGAGGACAUGACAGCACACCUGCCUGUCAUCGAGAUCCGGAUUGUGGAGUGCAGAGAUGAUGGGAUUGACGUUCGCCUUCGAGGCAUCAAAAUCAAAUCCUCCCGACAGAGGGACUUGGGGCUCAGUGCUGACAUGUUCCAGCUGCCCAAUUUAGUGCGCUACCCUCGUCUAGAAGGGACAGACCCUGACCUGCUGUACCGACGGGCCGUGCUCAUUCAAAGGUUCAUCAAGCUUCUGGACAGUGUCCUGCAUCACUUGGUGCCAGCCUGGGACCACACUAUUGGCACGUUCAGCAAACUCAAGCAUAUCAAGCAGUUCUUGCUGCUCUCCAAGAGGCGCACAGCUCUCAUUACCCAGUGUCUGAAGGACUCGGAGACUAGCAAGCCAAACUUCAUGCCGCGGCUCUAUAUUAACCGACGCCUGGCUAUGGAGCACCGAGACAACCCUGCCCUGGACCCCAGCUGCAAGAACGCUGUCUUCACCCAGGUGUAUGAAGGCCUGAAACCCUCAGACAAGUUUGAAAAGCCUCUAGAUUAUAGGUGGCCGUUGCGUUAUGACCAGUGGUGGGAGUGCAAAUUCAUCGCAGAAGGCAUCAUCGACCAAGGUGGUGGGUUUCGGGACAGCCUGGCGGACAUGUCGGAGGAGCUGUGUCCCAGCUCAGCAGACACCCCCGUGCCCCUGCCCUUCUUUGUGCGCACUUCCAACCAGGGUAAUGGCACUGGAGAAGCCAGGGACAUGUAUGUCCCAAACCCCUCCUGUAAAGAAUUCCCGAAGUACGAAUGGAUUGGGCAGAUUAUGGGAGCAGCUCUAAGGGGCAAGGAGUUUCUGGUACUGGCUCUUCCUGGCUUUGUAUGGAAACAAUUAACAGGGGAGGAGGUCAGCUGGAGCAAAGACUUCCCUGCUGUGGACUCCGUGCUGGUGAAGCUCCUGGAGGUGAUGGAAGUCAUGGACAAAGACACCUUUGAGUUCAAAUUUGGGAAUGAGCUGACCUACAAAAGUGAUCAGCGUGUGGUGGAACUGAUCCCCAAUGGCAGCAACGCUGUGGUGCGCUAUGAGGACCGCAAGGAGUUCAUCCGCCUG